This is a messenger RNA of Gracilinanus agilis (Agile Gracile Mouse Opossum), 1815 nucleotides long. RefSeq names its product solute carrier organic anion transporter family member 4C1-like. The record is from RefSeq and is a predicted model, not a curated record. The coding region runs from base 1 to 1815 and encodes 604 amino acids. Gene Ontology annotation, cellular component: membrane. Gene Ontology annotation, molecular function: protein binding. The transcript has 11 exons. Gene Ontology annotation, biological process: sodium-independent organic anion transport; transmembrane transport. Lineage: Eukaryota; Metazoa; Chordata; Mammalia; Didelphimorphia; Didelphidae.
AUGGAGGGAGAUGGAGGCAUUGAUAACCCGGCUUUCAUCCCAUCCAGCCCCAGCCUUGGUCGUCAUUUACCGGCGUCUCCAGCUGAAGUCGAGGUUUCCGUCCAGACCGGUCCCAGAGAAGAGCUGUCCCAGCCCCCGCCGCCGCCGCGGCCGCCAGCGCAGCUCCCGGAGCUGGAGGAGGGUCCCUGCGGCUGGGGACGCUUCACUCCCGCCUUCCUGCAGCGCUGCAACAACCCCAAAGGCUUUCUGUUUCACUACUGCCUCCUGGCUGUCACCCAAGGUAUUGUAGUAAAUGGCCUAGUAAACAUUAGCAUAUCUACUAUUGAGAAGCGCUAUGAACUGAAGAGUUCCUUGACUGGCCUGGUGUCAUCAAGCUAUGACAUUUCAUUCUGUUUAUUGUCAUUAUUUGUAUCAUUCUUUGGAGAAAGAGGGCAUAAACCAAGAUGGCUUGCUUUUGCAUCCUUUAUGAUGGGACUAGGAUCUCUUGUAUUUUCUUUGCCACAUUUCACAAGUGGAGAAUAUCAUUUUGGGUCUAAAUUUGAAGAUACAUGCCCAGCAACAGGAAAUAUUAGCAGUUGCAUGGAUGCCUCCUCCAAGCUUUCAAGCUACCUUUAUGUGUUCAUCUUGGGACAGCUAUUGCUGGGAGUAGGAGGAACUCCUCUUUACACACUAGGAACAGCUUUUAUUGAUGACAGUGUUCCUACGCAUAAGUCAUCUCUCUAUAUAGGAAUUGGAUUUUCUAUGUCAGUCCUAGGCCCUGCCAUUGGAUACGUGUUGGGAGGACAGCUGCUAAAAAUCUAUAUAGAUGCUGAUAUGGGGAAAAGAACUUUUAUUACUGAAGAUGAUCCACGCUGGCUGGGUGCAUGGUGGAUUGGGUUUAUUUUGUCCUGGUUCCUGUCAUGGUCUUUGAUUGUACCUUUUUCUUGCUUUCCAAAGCAUUUGCCAGGCACAGCAGAAAUACAGGCUGGAAAAAUUUCUCAGGCCCAUCAGAAUGAAAGUGCCAUACAGACUCCAGACAAGAAUUUUGGGAAAAGUAUUAAAGAUUUUCCAGCUGCUCUUCAGAUUUUGCUGAGAAAUCCUGUUUUCAUGUGUUUAGCUCUGUCUACUUCUACAGAAGCUUUAAUUACUACUGGCUUUGCUACAUUUUUGCCUAAAUUUAUAGAAAAUCAAUUUGGAUUGUCAUCUAGCUUUGCGGCUACACUUGGAGGGGUUGUUUUAAUUCCAGGAGCAGCUCUGGGGCAAGUUUUAGGUGGUGUCAUUGUGUCCAAAUUCAAAAUGGCUUGCAAAAACAUUAUGAAGUUUUCAUUGCUGAUGUCUGUGCUAUCUCUUGUAUUGAGUUUCAUAUUUAUUUUUGCUAAAUGUGGAAAUGAGCCAUUUGCUGGUGUCUCUGAAGCAUAUAAUGGGACAGGAGAGCUGGGAAAUUUGACGGCUCCUUGCAAUGUUAAUUGUAACUGCUUGGAUUCCUUUUACUAUCCUGUUUGUGGAAGAGAUGGCAUCCAGUAUUUUUCUCCCUGCAUUGCUGGCUGCAAAAAUUCAGUACCCCAAAGCCAGCCAAAGGUAAAUUAUUUUUAUGACUUUGCUACAGAAAGAGAUAUUUGGAGUCCUAAAAAAUAUUACUUCAAUGACCCUGUGACAGAAAUUGGUGUAUUUGAGGGUUUUGGUUGUAAAGCAUUAACUAUCCUCUUCAAUGCCCUUGCGAUCUUCUUAUAUAAGCCUCCUUCAGCUGGCACAAAUGUCACAUUCCAGAGUGAGAACAUAGUCGUGGCUUCUGUCCCAGUAGAACCUGAUCACAGCAAAGUAAGACAUGAUGGAUAA